GCACCAGGUCCAAAAUCCUGCGCCAGGUGUGUCUAAUCCAGCGGACCUGUCUGAACGUGCAAUUAACUCGCUAUAACUAGACUGUCUCUCCCAUUAACCUCUCGUAUCGAUGACUUGAUUGGAGCAUCUUGCCGUCCUCGCGACACUACUAUCUCACUUAUACAGCCGAAGCUCUCCCCAAGGAGCGCGUGACGAAAUUCGGUCCGGUCAGGAUGUUCACCUUCACUCCUUUGCUCGGUGCUCAGUCAUCCGCAUCGAAGGCAUCGCAGUCGAUAUUGCAGCUUGAGGGAGGGAUAAAAAUCCUUGUGGAUGUCGGUUGGGAUGACACCUUCGAUCCCCUUGACCUGCAGGAGCUGGAAAAACACGUUCCUACAAUAUCGUUGAUCCUCCUAACUCACGCGACCCCUGCCCACAUCGGUGCCUUUGCCCACUGCUGCAAGACCUUCCCUUCGUUCACUAAGAUCCCUGUCUACGCCACGAGUCCCGUCAUUGCCCUCGGUCGCACACUUCUUCAAGAUCUAUAUGCAUCCUCGCCUCUGGCUGCGACAUUCCUACCCGAAUCCCCGAUCUCGGAAUCUGGAGCAUCCACUUCCGCCGCGUCGGCCGCAGCAUCCGUCGUCGAAGGCGACGAAAGCCCCGAGGCUGCACAUGCAGGUCGCAUCUUGCUCCAAGCCCCCACCGCCGAAGACAUCGCGCGCUACUUCUCGCUGAUUCAUCCAUUGAAAUACUCGCAACCUCACCAACCGCUCCGUUCCCCUUGGUCCCCGCCUCUGGACAGCCUGACCUUGACUGCUUACAAUGCUGGACACACCGUGGGUGGGACGAUAUGGCAUAUCCAGCAUGGAAUGGAAUCUAUCGUCUACGCGGUCGACUGGAACCAGGCCCGCGAGAGUGUCGUGGCGGGAGCGGCGUGGUUCGGCGGCUCGGGUGCAAGCGGGACGGAGGUCAUCGAGCAGCUGCGCAAGCCAACAGCGCUCGUGUGUAGUACCCGCGGAGGCGAGAAGUUUGCUCUCCCUGGCGGACGGAAGAAGCGCGACGACCUGCUCCUUGACAUGAUUCGGAGCACGGUUGCCAAGGGCGGCACGGUCUUGAUCCCGACGGAUACUAGUGCUCGUGUUCUGGAGCUGGUCUAUGCGCUGGAGCACGCCUGGCGCGAUGCAGCGGGCACUGGUCAGGGCGACGAUGUGCUGCGAAAGGCAGGAUUGUACAUGGCGGGCAAGAAGGCCAACACAACCAUGAGACUUGCGAGGAGCAUGCUGGAAUGGAUGGAUGAGAACAUAGUGCGCGAGUUUGAAGCUGCGGAAGGAGUUGAUGCGACAACGGGCCAGGCGCAGUCGAACAACGACGGUCCGCGGUCCGGAGGACAAAACAAGACCGAGGGCAGAGGGGUGGGACCGUUCACAUUCAAGCACCUCAAGAUCAUCGAAAAGAGGAAGCGACUCGAGAAGAUCCUCACCGACCAGACACCAAAGGUAAUUCUGGCCUCUGAUACGUCGCUGGAUUGGGGAUUCGCAAAGGAGUCGCUUCGCCUGGUAGCCGACGGCGCCAACAACCUGCUGCUUCUUACUGAGCCUCUACACAAGGAGAAAGUUUCCAGUAAUCAUCGGGAGAACCGUCACAGGAAGACUCUUGGCGGCAUGAUCUGGGAAUGGUACGAAGAAAGGAAGGAUGGAGUUGCACUUGAGAAGGCCGCGGACGGCGAGAUGCUGGAGCAGGUGCACAGUGGUGGAAGAGAGCUCUCAUGGUCCGAGGUGCGCCGUGCGCCUCUCGACGCUGGUGAGCAAAUGCUUUACCAACAGUACCUCGCUACAAAAAGAGAGCUGGAAGAUACCACUCAAACAGGAGGGCAGGAGAACGCCGACCCUGCCGCAGACGUACUUGACGACCAAUCUAGUUCGUCAUCAGAAGACUCGGAGACCGAGCAGCAGGGAAGGGUAUUGACCCUGUCCACAACCUUAGCUCAUGGUAACCGCAGUAAGCUGGGGCUCAGGGAUGAAGAUCUUGGUGUCAACAUCCUCUUACGACGGAAGAACGUCUAUGACUACGACGUCCGAGGCAAAAAGGGCCGCGAGCGGAUGUUCCCCUACGUGGCUCCUCGGAAGCGGGGUGAUGAGUAUGGUGAAUUCAUCAGACCCGAGGAAUAUCUUCGGGCGGAGGAGCGCGAGGAAGCUGAUAUGCAGCAACGUCGGACCGACUCCCAGAUGAGAUUAGGACAAAAGCGACGAUGGGACGAAAGCGGACCGAAUGGACGCCGUUUGUCUAGCAGUGGUGGCAAGCGCCACCAAGGACAAGGCGAGGCCUCGAAGAAGGAUAUCAGCACAGCGGAUGAGCUGAGCGUUAUGGAAGACGGCGAGGCCGCUGAUGCAGCUGCCUCUUCUGACGAUGAGCCGGAAGGUCAGGCAUUUGAAGGGCCGGCCAAGGUCGUCUUCGAGAAGGCGAGCCUGACCAUCAAAGCGCGCCUCGCGUUUGUGGACUUCACCGGUCUGCAUGACAAGCGCAGCUUAGAGAUGCUCAUUCCACUGAUUCAACCUCGCAAGCUGAUCCUGGUCGGAGGCAUGAAACAGGAGACGACGGCCCUGGCCGACGAAUGCCAGAAGCUCCUUGCAGCUAAGGUCGACGCCGACGUCCCCGCAUCCGCGGAUUCGGCAGUGAUUUUCACUCCGGUCAACGGAGAGACGGUCGACGCCAGUGUUGACACGAACGCUUGGAUGGUCAAGCUGAGCAACCACCUGUUCCGACGGUUGAAGUGGCAGCAUGUACGCAGCCUGGGUGUGGUCACCUUGACGGGACAGCUUCGGGGCCCUGAGUCUCAGCCUCAGCCCGCAACAGCAGAACAGGAUCAGGAGGGCCCGCACAAGAAGCAGAAGGUGUUGCCGCAGGAGGAGACGAAUCCUGCCACGGAUUCUGAAGCCGAGUCGACAAAGCAGCAGCAGCAGCAGCAGCCACCGCCACCGCCGCCGCCGACCGACAAAUCCGAUAUUUACCCCUUGCUUGAUGUUCUGCCGGCCAACAUGGCGGCGGGAACGCGAUCCAUGACCCGGCCUCUCCACGUGGGCGACCUCCGUUUGGCGGAUUUACGAAAGCUCAUGCAGGGGGCCGGGCACACUGCGGAGUUCAGGGGGGAGGGAACGCUGUUGAUCGAUGGGAUGGUGGCCGUGCGCAAGUCGGCGACGGGCCGGAUUGAAAUCGAGGCAUCGGCGCAGUCAGCAGCGAUGGUCCCCGGGCGUAAAGGGGCGGGUAGUUUCCUGGCGGUGAAGCAGAAGAUCUAUGAGGGACUGGCAGUGGUCUCGGGGAGUUGAUUGAUAUUUCCGGUCGGGAUGCGAAUCUGUACAAUUUUGUGGAUGUGUGUGUGUAUCUGUGCAAGACGAGCUUUGAUCUAAUCUA
Molecule: messenger RNA, 3384 nt
Organism: Aspergillus aculeatinus CBS 121060
Lineage: Eukaryota; Fungi; Ascomycota; Eurotiomycetes; Eurotiales; Aspergillaceae
Product: cleavage polyadenylation factor subunit CFT2
Exons: 2
Coding region: 213-3299 (1028 amino acids)
Biological process (GO): mRNA 3'-end processing by stem-loop binding and cleavage
Cellular component (GO): mRNA cleavage and polyadenylation specificity factor complex
Molecular function (GO): RNA binding
Source: RefSeq, a predicted model, not a curated record